Molecule: messenger RNA, 771 nt
Organism: Seriola dumerili (greater amberjack)
Lineage: Eukaryota; Metazoa; Chordata; Actinopteri; Carangiformes; Carangidae
Product: homeobox protein Hox-D4b-like
Exons: 2
Coding region: 1-771 (256 amino acids)
Biological process (GO): regulation of transcription by RNA polymerase II; anterior/posterior pattern specification; embryonic skeletal system morphogenesis
Cellular component (GO): nucleus
Molecular function (GO): RNA polymerase II cis-regulatory region sequence-specific DNA binding; DNA-binding transcription factor activity, RNA polymerase II-specific
Source: RefSeq, a predicted model, not a curated record
AUGGAGUCCUACGUGGUGAGCUGUAAAUAUGCUGAGCCGCAGUUCCCGCCUUGUGAAGAAGAUUACAGUAAUUUUAGUGACCAAGGGGGGUAUUAUAACAACCCUCAGGACAGUGGUAGUUAUGGAGGGGGCUACCAGCCCAUGCAGCCUCCUCCGCCUCCAUACACACCACAACAAACCGGCUAUCAACACUCUUUGCAGGGGCAUCACCGGGAGGAUGGAGAGGACCACUCGCAGCAACAAAGUGCGCCCUUCCCCGGCUACAGAGAGACAGACGUCCCCGCUAAAGAGAGAUUCCCCGUGGGUGACCUGCAGUGCCAGGCCUGGAUGACCUGUCCAAAGCCGGCUCAGGUGCAGAGGAAAACGGCCCACCAGGGCAAAGACAAGCCGCCUAUUGUUGUCUACCCUUGGAUGAAGAAAGUGCACGUCGCUCAUGUUAAUCCAAACCACGUGGGACCGGAGCCAAAACGGUUGCGGACAGCCUACACGCGCCAGCAGGUCCUCGAGCUCGAGAAGGAGUUCCACUUCAGCCGCUACCUCACGCGCCGCCGCCGCGUCGAGGUGGCCCACACGCUCUGCCUGUCCGAGCGACAGGUGAAGGUGUGGUUCCAGAACCGGCGCAUGCGCUGGAAGAAAGACAACAAGCUGCCUAACACCAAAGGAAGGAGCAAAAACAAGAAGGCAACGGACAACAACAACAACGACAACAGCGGCAGCAGCGUCAGCAGCAGCGGGAGCGACAGUACUGUGAAGACGGUGAUCACUGUGUGA